Messenger RNA from Xyrichtys novacula (pearly razorfish), 1711 nucleotides. NCBI's taxonomy places the organism in Eukaryota, Metazoa, Chordata, Actinopteri, Labriformes, Labridae. The record is from the annotation of a GenBank genome assembly.
AUGGAGCACACAUUCGGGGAGGAGCAGCCCGAGCAGCCAAAAGGCAAGAAAAAAUGUGAAGGCUGAAAAAAAAAAAAACUUCCUCGCUGUGUAGACUCGUGCUCCUCCAGACUCUGCCCUCUCACUCUCCAAAUGCUCACUGCGCGCGCUCUCUCCGGCUCACGGUGCCGAGCUGAGGCUUAAAGAAGAGACUCGAGCAGAAAGAGAAACAGGAACAGUAACCGGAGCACGCGCCGAGGCACUGAGAGUCGCUCGCGGAACAAGUUUGGGGAGCUUUUACGCACAGGAGCGCAGGAUGCAGGCGCGCUACUCCGUCUCCAGUCCCAACUCUUUGGGAGUUGUUCCGUACAUCAGCAGCGACCAGAGCUACUACCGGACCGGCGGGGGUUACACCGGGAUGCCUGCACCCAUGAGCAUGUACUCCCACGCGGCCCACGACCAGUACCCGGCCAGCAUGGCCCGGGCGUACGGGCCGUACACCCCGCAGCACCAACCGAAGGACAUGGUGAAACCUCCGUACAGCUACAUCGCCCUCAUCACCAUGGCGAUCCAGAACUCCCCCGAGAAGAAGAUCACUCUGAACGGGAUCUAUCAGUUCAUCAUGGAGAGGUUCCCCUUCUACAGGGACAACAAGCAGGGCUGGCAGAACAGCAUCAGGCACAACCUGUCCCUCAACGAGUGCUUCGUCAAAGUGCCCCGGGACGACAAGAAGCCCGGGAAGGGCAGCUACUGGACCCUGGAUCCGGACUCCUACAACAUGUUUGAGAAUGGCAGCUUCUUAAGACGCCGGAGGAGAUUCAAAAAGAAGGACGUUCAGAGGGACAAGGACGACAGGCAGAGUAAAGACCCCUCUGUCCGCACCCCGGGCAGGGAGCAGGAGCCGGGGCCGGGGCAGGGGCAGGGCUCUCAGCCGGUGCGGAUCCAGGAUAUAAAGACUGAGAAUGGGACUUCAACUCCUCCGCAGGCCGCUUCUCCCACCCUGAGCGCCGUCCCGAAGAUCGAGAGCCCGGACAGCAGCAGCAGCAUGUCCUCGGGCAGCCCGCACAGCGUGCCCUCCACCCGCUCUCUCAGCAUGGACGGACCGGAGCACCACCACGGCCAGGCCCCGGCCCAGGGCUUCAGCGUGGACAACAUCAUGACCACCCUGCGAGGGUCCCCGCAGGCCGAGCUCUCCCCGCCUCUCAUCGCCUCCUCGCGGACAGGUAUCACCCCCUCACUGUCGCUCAACUACUCCCCCAACCAGACCUCCACGUACAGCUCCACCACCUGCAACCAGAACGUCAUCUCCACGAACUCCAACGCGACCUAUCACUGCAACAUGCAGGCCAUGAGCCUGUACGCGGGGGACCGCUCCUCCGGAGGACACCUGGCCCCGUCCACCACGGUGGAGGACGCUCUGCCCGACUAUUGCAUCACCACGACCACCGCGUCCCCGCUCGGACAUGGAAACCUGAGCCAGGCGGGCCAGGAAGGCCACCACGCGCACCAGGGACGGCUUGCUUCCUGGUACGGAGACCUGAGCCACCUGAGUCCGAGUUACCCGGCGCAGCAGCAGAACUUUCACUCGGUUCGGGAGAUGUUUGAGUCCCAGAGGAUCGGUCUGAACGGCUCCCCUGUGAACGGGAAUAAUAGCUGUCAGAUGGCCUUCCCGUCCGGUCAGUCCCUGUACCGAACCUCAGGAGCUUUUGUUUAUGACUGCAGCAAGUUCUGA